GAAUUGUAUCGGGAAAAAUACGAUUUUAGGACCCCUUUUAAGAUACACAUAGGCAAUAAAAUAUGCAGUAUAGUCUGCACCGUCUUAUCAGGGGAAGACAUGAGGGAUACGCAGGCUGUCGUGUGUACAAUGUAAAUCUGACAUGAACUACUAUCACAGAUUCUGUGCCAAUGAUGUGAUAAGUGAUCUGUGUUCUGUAGUCUGUACUCGUGGCUUUAGAUGGUAAACUAUUUACUUCAGACAGCCGUGUCUUUACUCUGUGCUCUGUGGCUAUUUUCUCGUUGGAAUUUUGGCACCAUCAUUCAUGGGUAAGACAUCACUACGCUGAGCACUAUAGUCUAUAGUCUAGAUUUUACAACAGUAUAUGACUGUACACAUAGAUGCACAUGAAAAUAAUAUGAUAACUAUCUAUGAGAUACAGAAAGGAUUUCAUGGAUUGAAAAUUGGAACACACUUCAAAUUUCAAUAGCAAUUUAAGAAAAUCAAAUUACAGGGAGAAACUUGUGUUAAUAGAGAAGGGGAAAUAUUUGUGCCCCACCUUCAUAGAUCCCCACGUGUCACUGGCAAGUAGUACGGACGUAAAUAUAAUAUUCAAACUGAUACUUCAAAAUCAAACUAUAAAAAUAUCCGCUGCUGGAAUGUAAAAUUAUACUUCAUAUUACUAGUGAUCAACAUUUUAGAUGAACAAUAUGGAACAUUUAAAUUCAAAAAACAAGAAUAUUCCUGUAUUCAAUAAAAUAUUAAAAGUAUCACUUGUAAAUUGUGAUCAUCUAUUGAAAUUUCAUAACCAAAAAUUAAUCAGAAAAGAAAAUGUUGAAUUUGAAGACGUUGAUAACACAACCGAAGUAAAUGAUUUUCAUCAAAAAGUUAAACAAAAACACAACACUGUUAAGAAGAUUGCUAUUUCGCAAAUAAAACAACAAAAUAUUCAUAAAAGAAAUGAGAAUGGAACUAUUCAAAUACAUCAAAAAGUUAAACAAGAAGUCAGCACUGUUAAGAAGAUUGCUAUUUCGCAAAUAAAACAACAAAAUAUUCAUAAAAGAAAUGAGAAUGGAACUAUUCAAAUAAAUCAAAAAGUUAAACAAAAAGACAACACUGUUAAGAAGAUUGCUAUUUCGCAAAUAAAACAACAAAAUAUUCAUAAAAGAAAUGAGAAUGGAACUAUUCAAAUACAUCAAAAAGUUAAACAAGAAGUCAGCACUGUUAAGAAGAUUGCUAUUUCGCAAAUAAAACAACAAAAUAUUCAUAAAAGAAAUGAGAAUGGAACUAUUCAAAUAAAUUCAUUUAAUUCUAAAGAAAAUAUUGAGACUACUAAUUAUGACAAUGGAGUUGACCGUGUUGAUGAUAUGAUACAUAGCAGCAUUAUUGAAAUUGUGCCUAAAAGAUCACAGUUAAUGUUAUCUGAUGUCGAACACCAGAAAUCACGUUUAAAUACUUAUGAAAAAAUAUUACUCUUCACUAAGCAGAAGAGGACACCUAAUCCGAAUAAAACUUUAGAGUGCAUGUACUGCAAUAAGGUGUUUACAGUGCAAUCAAAUUUAACGGUUCAUUUAAGAAGCCACACCGGUGAAAAACCAUACGCAUGUGAUUUGUGUAAAAGAACUUUUGCUCACAAACAAAAUAUGAUGUGUCAUAUGAGAACACAUACAGGAUAUAAACCUCAUUUAUGUCCAAUUUGUAAAAAGACAUUUAGCCAUAAGUCAUUAUUAGACUACCAUGAAUGGACACACACUGGUAUUAAACCAUUUAAGUGUGAAAUUUGUGCUAGUGAAUUUUCUCGGAAAUCAGGUUUAGUUUAUCAUCAAAACCACAGUCACACAGGUGAAAAACUGUUUAAGUGCAAUGUUUGUGACAAAGCUUUUUACAGAAAAGCAUUUAUGAAAAAUCAUAUGAGAGUCCAUAUUAAUACGCAAUUAGAAAAGUGCCAUAUUUGUGAUAAAACAUAUUUUUAUAAGUCAAGUUUACGAAGACAUUUGUUGAAUCAUUCUGGUGAAAAGAUGUUUGAAUGUCAUAUGUGUAAGAGAUCCUUUUAUCGGAAAUAUAAUUUACUUGCCCACAUAAAAAUUCAUAUGACAAAGAGACCUUAUGAAUGCAGUCUCUGCAGAUCGACUUUUCCUACAGCAUCAGAACUAGAAAACCAUACAAAAUCUCACAUCGGUGAUAAUACAUUUCAAUGCCAUCUUUGCGAUGCAAGUUUUAUAUUAGAAUCACUUUUAGAUAUUCAUAUGAGAUCUCAUUGUGGAGAUAGACCAUUUCAGUGCCCUUAUUGUUUAGCAACAUACGCCCAGAGGAAAAGUUACUCUUACCAUUUAAAAACUCACAGAGAUCAUGAAUUGUAUAAGUGUAAUUGGUGUAAAAUAUCAUUUUUUCAAAAAAAUAAGCUAAUUGAUCAUUUAAGAUUACAUACUGGUGAGAAACCUUAUAAAUGCAUCGAGUGUAACGAAAGAUUUGGGCAAAAAGCUGUUUUACAGUCACACAUGAGAACUCACAGUACUGAACAAAAAUAUAAAUGUGACACAUGUGGAGUAGUCUUAAAACAAAAAUUAAAUUUAAUUAAACACAUAAAAACCCAUCUUGCCUUCAAAUCAAAUUUUAGGUGUAGAUUUUGUAAGACUAAAUUUUUACAAAAAUCAACUUUUAUGUGUCAUAUGAAAAUGCAUUCUAAAAACAAUUCUUAUAAAUGUAGUAUAUGUGGUAUUUCAUAUCCACAAAAAACUGACAUGAUUAAACAUGAAAAGACUCAUAUGAUUGAAAGGGCUCUACUAACUUGUAAUGUAUGUAAUCAAUCUUUUCCUUCAAAAUUAAAACGUAUAAAUCAUGAGAGAAAAUUUCAUACCGUACAAUCAUGUCAUUGUCUUAUCUGUUUUAAAUUGUUUUUUGAAAAAAAGGAACUUACACUACAUAUUAAAUUGCAUAUGAAGAAUAUGACAUCUGAAUGUUUGAUUUGUAAAAAAUCAUUUCUACAAGUACCUGUUUCGGCUAAAGUAUUAAGAGAUAUAACUGGAAAUAAAAAAAAAAUAUGUGAUGUGUGUUCUGUCAUCUUCUAAUCUAUCAGAUACGCAACUAGCUGAAAUAUAUUAUAAAGACAGUAUACCGCCAUUCCUGAAGUUUCUGGCCAUAUUGAAGUUCACUCUUUUAAAUGGGACGGAUUAAAUAAUUUAUUUUUAUGUACAUUACAUUUUUAUUUUAUUAUUGUAAUUUUUUUAAUUUAAUUUAAGAUUAAAUUGUUUUCAAUAAUUACUUAUAGAUGAUUUGUGAUCUGGGCGCUUUAUAAUUUUAUGCGCCUAUUAAUUUAAUUUACAUGACAAAUUACAUUGCAUCAAAAUUCCAGUUCUAUUAAUAACAAUGAUUUGAAUGAAUCUGUUUUAACAUUAUGAUAUUUUACUAUAUAUAUUUUAAUUAAAAUGAAUUAAUAUAAUUAUUAUACUAUUGAUAACAUAUGUCCUAUGUUGUUAUUAUAUCCUGGGAUGGAAGUAUUGUCUAAUGAAAUCAUUGAUGUGAAAGCUGGGAAUAAGGAAAAAAACAAAUGUUCAAACACAUUUACUUGUGAACUUAUUUUCUCAAUUACAAAAACAAGUAAAAGAGUUGAAGUACGACAAAAAAUAACCCUAAUUUUUAAUUGGUUAAACACAACUCAAAAUUCACACAUCAAUUUUUUGGAAACAAUCAAGAAAUAAUUGUUAUCGGUUAGAAGUGUACUAGACAUUUCACAUUGUGACCGGUAAACCAUUGCACUUAGAAGGGGACAGUUUCCUAUGUGACAUUGUCAAAAGAGCUUAUUAGCUUAUUUAUCAGCCCAAAGGCUUCUUUUUGAAUUGCAAAAUAUUGACUGUGUAGUUGAUGCAAUGCCUAUAUAAUGGCAAUCAUAAAUCAUAAAAUACUGUUUGCGAUUUGUUUGAAAAUUAUUAUUUUAAAAUGUAUUGUCUAAGUACUUUUUUAAUAUUCUUAACAAUAUAGAAAAUUUAGAUGAACAUCAUACAGUACAAUAGUCUUUUUAGACGUACCUGAGUAUAUUUUUGCCCAAAAAUCAAAUGUUGAUCAGUAUUGAUUUUGGCAACUGUUUAGCAAAUCACUGCCAAAACAUACACAAAACAGUUAACUCACUAUUAUUAUGCCUCUGAAGACAGCGAUGGAGAAGAAAAUUAUUCCACAAGUCUACAAAAAUUAAUGAACUGAGGAAAUGGACCUAUCCAAACAAACAAAAAAUUCACAACAACCAUCGUUGCCAGAUAAUGAUUGUUUCGAUUAAACUAUAUUAUAUACCCUUAGUGAUGGAAGAAAAAUUAGUUGAAGAUAGAGAUACUUUCCUGUAGCUUGAAGAUUACUCACCACUUUUAUUCCAACAUUAGAACUUUUUAAUUCUGUUUAUAUACAUGAAUUGUCUAUAUACAAUAUUUUCGGUAAUAUUGUUAUAGAUUUUACACACUACAGAACAAAAAACGUACGCUCAAUUGAAUACUAAAAUAAUAUUAUUGUAUUUAUUAUAAUAUUGGUAGUUAAAAAUUAUAAGUCUAGCUAUAAAUUGUUGAUCUAACACUGGUAAUUCUACGACUGACUGACUCUCCUUGUGUAUUAUCUCGACCGUGCUCCAUGUCACAUACAAAAAUUUAUUCAGCAGAUCCCACAGUUGUAGCGUCGUCCAACACACUCUGUGUUUUGUAAAUACAACAAAAUACGAUAUUACGUUUAAAAAGUAUUAUAUAUAUGAUAUUCAGGGGUUUUUAACACCCCCCAGACACCAUAACAAAUGAUCAUCAUGUUUCACUAUAGCCCAAAGUAUCUGCAGAGUUUCAAAUUUCCUGUUUUUGGAGGUCAGUUCAGUUUAACAAUAAUAUCAAUAAAAAAAAUUACCAUAAAUAGAAAAAAAAAUUAAUUAAAUGAAUCACAUUUGGGUGUUUUCCUGAAUACUGGUAGACUCUACGGUUUAUAGUAUUUCAGCGUUGUAUACUUUUAUGGAAGCUUUUCUUAAUCUAAUACCUAGUAUACUAAUUGUUGGUAUUGUUAAAAUUAUAAAAAUUUCAAUUACAUGAACUUUUAAUGUUUAGAAUCAGUGAAGGUUCUGGCGAAGAGAGUGAGAGAUUUCUUAACUCAACUGCUUUAUCAGUCGGUUGGUUCAAAUUUUGUAUGUUGAUUUUACCGGUGAGGUUCUGAGGAAUAAUUGCCCUGACAAUUUGACGUUUUACGUUUCGCUGUUAGGAUUUUCUGGAAUAAUGUCUGAAUUCUUUACUAGCUUUAUUAUUAGAUAAUAGUAUAGAUAGUUUCCGAGAUUACUUUUACAGUAUGGAUGUAUGGUUAGUCUGCCUACGCUUUCGAUUUUUAUUUUAGAAGUUUCCGAAUGAUUUACUUCUGUUAGUAAGAUUCUGAGUUUUUCUGGGUUAUUACUUUUACUAUGUUCUUUGCUUUUGCUAAGUUCUAAGAUUUGAUUAAAAAUUAAUUCGACAUCGAUUUUUGAGUAUACACCGUACAGAAUGUUGACCAUCCGUCUGAGUUUGUGUCCCAAAUCUCGCUGCUUUCUAUUUCCAUCAUUGCCAAUUUCUAAUAUCAGACUUGUGUGAUAAGCUUCGAUUUAAUUCAAAUAUGACAACGUUGCUCUAGUAAAUUAUUCUAUGAACAGUGAACAAACUCCUCAAUUGCCACAUCACUGAAGUUGUUUUUCAUUUUUGUUACAAUCGUUCGUGGUUGCUUCAUAGUGAGUCAUGAUAAUAUUGUCCAAGUUCUCGGGCGUUAACUUUUGGCCCUUCGUGACCGGAUACAACUACAAACCUUGACCGAAAAAAUACACGUUCAUUAUAUUUUCUUCGUUGAUCACACCAUCAUGACAGAUCGAAUUGAACCAUUGUGUUUCAUUGUCAUUCAACUAUAGUAUCAAGUCAACUUUAUUUCUGUCAUGUUAUUGAGGUUUCUAUGACGUAUGUCGAUGCAAAGGCUCGGAUGGUUCGUUGCAUUGCAAAAGUCACCUCCUUUGUCGGUGCUGCGAGCGAUUCUGGAAAACGAGCAAAAAUUUCAGCCAUGCUUUUGGAACUGAAAGAAAUUCGCUUGACUGCAGAAUCUGACAUUCAAGUUAUAGAGGCUACUGUUGGAAAAAAAAUCAGCUCCAGUUGAAGUUGUAGAUAAUUCCAUAAAUCUCAAACUCUCUGCUGAGUUUGAUAAUUUGUAUUACGAGUUGGUUGCGUUCGCAGAUGUGUAUAACCUUCCAUCGCACCAAAUAUUCGACUCAUCCUCUUCUCAGUUAGGACAAAGUCAUUCAGCUAGUUUCGGAAACCUAUCAACUUACAAAUUUCCAACACGAAAGUUUCCUACCUUUUCUGGACUUCUAACAGAAUGGCAGAGUAUUGAAGAUUUGUUCACAUCAAUUCUAUCCCACGCUCCUACUGAUCUUUCGGACGUCGAACGAUUCGAGAUUUUGAAAACUUCACUAGAAGGUUAGGCUUUGACGCUUAUCGCACAUACUCCUUUGACAUCGGAAAAUUAUAUAAAGGCUUGGGAAGCAUUACGUUCGUGAGUAGUAUAUAUGUACCAAUCCUGGCACAGUGCCCUUUUUUAACAAUAAAAGUUCAGAAAAAACCCAAUGUACAAUAAAAGUUCAGAAAAUCGAAAUGCAAUAUUAAUUAAAAUAUUUUUUGCAAAAAU
Messenger RNA from Acyrthosiphon pisum (pea aphid), 6630 nucleotides. Its product is annotated as zinc finger protein 2 homolog. Gene Ontology annotation, molecular function: DNA-binding transcription factor activity, RNA polymerase II-specific; RNA polymerase II cis-regulatory region sequence-specific DNA binding. Gene Ontology annotation, cellular component: nucleus. The record is from RefSeq and is a predicted model, not a curated record. NCBI's taxonomy places the organism in Eukaryota, Metazoa, Arthropoda, Insecta, Hemiptera, Aphididae. Gene Ontology annotation, biological process: regulation of transcription by RNA polymerase II. Bases 681 to 3047 code for a protein of 788 amino acids. The transcript has 11 exons.